Molecule: messenger RNA, 1854 nt
Organism: Armigeres subalbatus
Lineage: Eukaryota; Metazoa; Arthropoda; Insecta; Diptera; Culicidae
Product: probable peptidoglycan muropeptide transporter SLC46
Exons: 5
Coding region: 234-1679 (481 amino acids)
Biological process (GO): transmembrane transport
Cellular component (GO): membrane
Molecular function (GO): transmembrane transporter activity
Source: RefSeq, a predicted model, not a curated record
CGCCAUCAACACUGUCCUGUUUCGUAGCGUCUCGUGCACCCGUUGAACUAACGAAGACCCCUUUCCCGUAUUAUAAUCUCAUACUGACAUUAGCUCAGUAGGUAGCACUCGGUACUGUGCUCAGGCGUCUGGCGGCCUGAUGCAACUAGUUUGUGGCUUUUAUCAACAAGCAGUGCGGUUGGACAAUGAGUUUCAGUAAUUUAACGUAAACAAAGAACAUCAGCACUGGGAGGAUGGUUGGUCCUUCCGAAGAGGACGUUCUUGUGAGAACUGACCCUGAGAUUCGCCAAACAAGAAGUGGAUUUUUCAUCUUGGAACCUCCAGUUUUCCUCAUCUCGUUCGCUCUGAAUGUAUCGACGGCUGUUUUCACCGAUCAGCUGGUGUAUCAGGCGUGUACAGUUUCGCUUGCUAUCAACCGGACCGAGUGCGAUAAGCUGGGAAAGGAGUACGAAUCUCCCGAUGUUCAAGCCUUGGAAGCACGGGUGCAGCCUUAUUCGGCGGACAUUCUGAUGGCCGAAUCGCUGGCCGAUUCCAUUUUGCCUGCCUUUAUGAAUCUCUUCAUCGGUCCGUGGUCCGAUCGAUUCGGUCGCAAACCGGUGCUCUUGCUCACCUUCACCGGCUGCAUGCUGUCUCAUCUGCUCAUCGCUGUGAUAUGUGCGCUGUCGAGUUGGUACCGGCUGGAUCCGUGGUACUACGCAAUUUCGUUUGUGCCUUCUGCGUUGUCGGGUGCUACAUGUACGAUGCUCACCAGCGUGUUUUGCUAUAUAGCUGAUGUUACUAGUGAGCAGGAGCGAGGCAACAAGAUGUCUGUCAUGGAAGCUGCCCUGUACGGUGGCAUGUUAGUGGGGAAUAUAAGUAGCAGCUUCAUACUCCGUGUGACGAAUGCUCUCACAGUGUUUUGCAUCUCUACCUUAUCAGCUAUUUUAGCUGUACUGUACAUAGCACUUUGCAUAAAGGAAAGCAUCAAUAUUACGCAUGAUGAUCGAAAUGAGUCCUGUCGGUCAAAGCUGGGAUAUUUGUUCCGUCCAAGAAUGGUGCUGGAUACAUUAAACACUUGUUUCAGGCCAAGGUCCAAUUACGGAAGGGCGAUAAUUCUACUGGGAAUACUAACACUAGGAGGAAAUAUAUUUGCCUACGAGGCCAACAACACCGUUUUCUUUCUAUUCGUUCGGAAACAGUUCAACUGGGCCGUUCGAAAGUACUCAUAUUUCACCUCGGCCGAAAUGGUUCUUUUGGUGCUAGGAAAUUUACUGGGAACAUAUGUGCUGGAGAGGCUAAUAGGAUUAACCGAAGCCGGAAUUGCUUCGAUUGGAUACUUCAGCUGGAUGCUAUACAGUAUUGCAAUUGCAAUAGCUUCCAAGCCGUGGCACUUGUAUUUAGCAAUUGCAAUUUGCCUGCUCAAAGGUACCUCCGAUGCCAUGACACGAGCGUUCAUCUCUAAUGGAGCAUCCCCGGAGGACAUUGGAAGUAUAUUUUCGUUUGCGUCGACUUUCGAAGCGUUGAUGCCAUUGGGAGCUGCUCCAUUGUUUACCAAUGUUUAUAAACACACCCUAAGCAGGGAUCCAGGAGCUUUCGGUUGGAUCAGUGCCGGAAUGUAUGGCAUGUGUUAUUGCUUGGCGAUGUGUGUUUGUGUCCUACAAGCUAUUAAGCAUAACUCAACUUAUUAUCUCACAGACUGAUAUUGCUAGUUCAUCAAAAAUGUAUGUGUUCUUUAGUUAUUUUGGUACAUGCACGUUACGUUGGAAAUCUGAUUGAAAUCAGAUUAUUGUUAUUUGUUAUAUAGCAAGAUGCAUAAUAGAUUAAUAUAUUUUGUCAUUGAUUGAAAGUGAAAAUAAAUAUACGCUUCAAAAAUUA